Sphaeroforma arctica JP610 is the source of this 339-nucleotide messenger RNA. RefSeq lists its product as hypothetical. Lineage: Eukaryota; Ichthyosporea; Ichthyophonida. The record is from RefSeq and is a predicted model, not a curated record. The transcript has a single exon. Bases 1 to 339 code for a protein of 112 amino acids.
AUGGACACCAGUGGUAGGGUGUUGCGUUUUUUGGCGCGCAUUUGUGGUGCACUGGAGAGGAUCUCAUCGUCAAACCGCGACAGUGACAGGCGGUACACCUGCUCGUCUUUAUUGACACUCUGGGCGUCUGCGAACAGAAUGGCCCAAUGUGACGGAUUAGAGUGUGACGAAUUAGUGUGUGACGGAUUAGUGUGUGACGGAUUAAUGUGUGAGGAAUUGAUGAGCGAUGGAUUAAUACGUGACGGAUUAAUGCGUGACGGAUUAAUGUGUGAGGGAUUAAUGUGUGAUGGAUUAAUGUGUGAUGGAUUAAUGUGUGACGCAAUAAGAGCGAUGUAUUAA